AUGAUACUGAACAAGCGUUUCGUCUUGUGGGAUGAUUUUGAAAGCGCCUUAAAAGAGUUCCAAAAAGUAUGGAAUUAUAAUUUUAUCGCUUCUCAGACUACUUAUACUCGUUACAUCCACACAGAAAGCAGAUUGCUGAAGGAUGUCAGGUUCAAAAACCUGUUUGUAUCGUUUAAUUGUACGUUUGCUCAUAAGAGGAAAUCGGAAGGUUUGAAAGUGAGGCAAAAAUCGUCUAAAUUCCGUAAUUGUCGAUCUAAAUUUCGUGUAAGACUAGAGGAGCAAGGAUAUGUCAUCAAAUCCUACAACAUGCUCCACAAUCAUCCAUGUAGUAGUUCAUGGAUGGUAUGUGAUUCAUUGACAAGGAGAUUAUCGUCAGAAGAAAAAGAGAACUUGAAGCCCGUAAUACCUCACUGUGAGUCAGCAGAUGAAGUUAUCGAAGAUCAAGUGAUAGCCGCAAGAUCUUAUAAAUAUAAUGCUCCACAGCGUCUUACACCCCUGCUAAACAUUUUGACCCCAUUCGCUAGAUCUAAAUUGUUAUACGAACUUAAACAAAUGCGUUUUGUCUACGUGGAAUAUGAAAGCGGUGAUUGGUUGUUUAUGGUUGAUCGCGGACAACAUUAUGAAGUUGAUAUAAGCAUUUGUCAAUGCAAUUGUAGCACGUUUAUGA
Messenger RNA from Schistosoma guineensis, 667 nucleotides. The record is from the annotation of a GenBank genome assembly. Lineage: Eukaryota; Metazoa; Platyhelminthes; Trematoda; Strigeidida; Schistosomatidae.